CCCUUAUACACUUCUAACCUCACUUAUGAUUGUCAAAAAUGAUCAAAAAUAGUCGUCAAGUUCAAGUUAAAAAAUUAUUUUUAUUGGCAAAUGAUGUCUUGUAAAUAAUGUGGAGAAUACUUUUUAGAUCAGUUAACAACAGCAAAUUCUAAUUUAACAUGUAUAACACACUUUUGCUUCGAUAUAAACAUACUUCAAAAGUAUCAACAUAUCUUCAAAGAGCAUUAUCUACCUCUCUUGGAAGUGAUGCAGAAAAUAUCGAAAUUGUACCACCUCCAAGCCAUGCCCGAGUGGUUAUAUGUGGUGGUGGUGUUAUGGGAGCAUCGGUAGCUUAUCAUCUAGCAAAAUUAGGAUGGGGACCUCAUACAGUUCUAAUAGAACAAAAUAGGAUUGGAGGUGGAACUACCUGGCAUUCUUCCGGCCUUAUAGAGGUUUUUAAGCCUAGUCUAUCUCAAGUAACACUUACAAAAUCAAGCGUAGCUUUAUACAAGGAACUGGAAAGUCAAGGGCUGUCUACAGGAUGGAAAGAAUGUGGAAGUUUGAAUGUUGCCAGAACCAGAGACAGACUUACUGUUUUUCGUCGAAUGAAAGCUCAAUCAGAAGCAUGGAAAAUAGACUGUGAUAUAUUAACACCCGCUCAAUGUAAAGAAAAAUGCCCUUUAUUGAAUACAGAAGAUCUGAUUGCAGGUUUAUGGAUUCCUGGUGAUGGUGUUGGUGAUCCUUAUGACACUUGUUUAUCCUUAGUUAGUGAGGCAAAGAAAAUGGGGGUAAAAGUUGUUGAGAAUUGUGUCCUUCAAAAGGUGUCUCAGGUAGGGGGCAGAGUAUCCGGAGUAGAGACAAGUUUAGGCUCGAUAGUUUGCGAAUAUUUUGUGAAUUGCGCUGGUUUUUGGGCCAGAGGAAUAGGACAGCUAUCCGAACCGUAUGUUAAAGUACCUCUACAUGCUGUAGAACAUUACUAUUUACACACUAAACCUAUACCCGGGUUGGACCCUUUAACACCAGUUGUUAGGGAUCAAGAUGGGCAUAUUUACUUUAGAGAAAAUAACGGAAGGUUAUUGGCUGGAGGAUUUGAACCAGUGGCUAAACCAGCUUUUGAGGAUGGAAGAAUUCCUGUAAGUGUUGGUGAAAGGCAGCUACCUGAAGACUGGGAUCAUUUCCACGUUCUAUUAGAACAAUUAUUACAUAGAGUGCCUACAUUAGGCUCGGCAGUUUUAGAUAGGCUUUGCAAUGGACCUGAGGCAUUCAGUCCAGAUUGUAAAUGGAUAGUAGGGGAAGCACCUGAGAUAAGAAAUUAUUUGGUGGCUGCUGGGAUGAAAACUGUGGGUAUAUCCGCUGCCGGGGGAGUCGGUAAAGCGACAGCUGAAUUAAUAAUGCACGGCGAGACUGAUUUUGAUAUGUACGAACUCGAAGUUUCGAGAUUUUUAGGUUUACAUAAUAAUCGAAAAUUCUUAAGAGAUAGGGUUGUAGAAGUUCCUGGUUUACAUUAUGGAAUGAACUAUCCCUUCUAUGAAUUCCAAACAGGUAGAAAUUUGAGAAUGUCUCCUGUUUAUCCGAAAUUGAGAGAAGCUGGAGCUGUUUUUGGUCAAGUAAUGGGGUAUGAAAGACCUACGUGGUUUGAUCCUGAACAUAUGGAAGAGCAAGAAUCUUUUGAUUGGUCAACUCCUUACAGGACAGCUUACACAAAUACCUUUGGCAAACCUCCAUGGUUCAAUUUUGUUGCUAGAGAAUAUGCAGCUUGCAGGGAAGGUGUGGGCAUCAGUGAUUAUUCCUCAUUUACUAAAGUUGAUUUAUGGUCAAAAAAUAAUGAAGUAGUUGAUGCUUUACAAUACAUUUGUUCAAACGACGUUGAUGUUCCAAUUGGCAGCAUUAUUCAUACGGGAAUGCAAAAUCAGAGAGGAGGAUAUGAAAACGAUUGUUCCUUGGCUCGAUUGUCGGAAAACCACUACAUGAUGAUCGCACCCACCAUACAACAAACUCGAUGUAAAGUCUGGCUCCAGAAACACCUCCCGCCAUCAGUUGCAACAUCCGACGUAACCAGUAUGUUUACCGCCCUUUGUAUAAUGGGACCCUUUACAAGAACCCUUCUAUCCGAACUGACCGACACCGACCUGAACCACAAGAGCUUUCCUUUCUUUACGUAUAGAAUGCUCGAUAUAGGCCUAGCAAAUGGUAUUAGGACGAUGAAUUUAACCCAUACAGGGGAACUAGGUUAUGUUUUGUAUAUACCUAAUGAAUUUGCCCUUCAUGUAUAUAAUAGUUUAAUCAAUGCCGGUAAGAAGUAUGGGAUUACUCAUGCUGGUUAUUACGCGACCAGGGCAUUGAGAGUUGAAAAGUUCUAUGCUUUUUGGGGGCAGGAUUUGGACACAACUACGACGCCGCUGGAAUGUGGUAGAGUCUGGCGUGUUAAGUUUGAUAAAACUGUUGAUUUUAUUGGUAGAGAUGCCCUUUUGAAACAGCGCGAAGAAGGUGUAAAAAGAAUGUACAUUCAGCUAAUUUUAGAAGACCACGAAACUGAGACUGACUUGUGGCCAUGGGGUGGUGAGCCCAUAUACCGAGAUGGAAAACAAGUGGGCAUGUGUACCACUACUGGUUAUGGGUUUACUUUUAAAAAGCAGGUAUGUUUAGGAUUUGUUGACAAUUUUGAUGAGAAAGGCCAAAGACAAAAAGUAACUCAUGAUUUCAUUACUAGCGGACACUUUGAAGUAGAUGUUGCUGGUAUAAGAUAUCACGCUAAAGCGAAUAUACAUUCUCCCAUAUUGCCAACCAAAUAUCCCGAUGUGGAAAGAGACGUCUACAGAGCUACAAGGGGCAAGAGUGAUGAAAGAAGUGAUUUAAAUCAAGUUGUUAAAGCUAUUUAGUACUGAAUCAUCAAUAUUAUUUAAUGUUAUAGACACCUCAAUGUUUUAAAAUGUAUGUUUUUAAUAGGGUUACCAUAUGUAUGUAUUCUUUGUAAAAGAAAAUAUAUAUUUUAUUAUGUAAUUGAAUUAUAGAUAAUAUUUAUUUGUAACUGAAUUUAUAAUUUUUAGUGUAUAUAAAUUAAAUAAUUUCCUGUAAUAAAGUAAAAAUGUUUUCCAUGUUUAAA
Messenger RNA from Sitophilus oryzae (rice weevil), 3082 nucleotides. Its product is annotated as pyruvate dehydrogenase phosphatase regulatory subunit, mitochondrial. The transcript is spliced from 16 exons. Gene Ontology annotation, molecular function: oxidoreductase activity; protein binding. The record is from RefSeq and is a predicted model, not a curated record. Bases 159 to 2858 code for a protein of 899 amino acids. Lineage: Eukaryota; Metazoa; Arthropoda; Insecta; Coleoptera; Curculionidae. Gene Ontology annotation, cellular component: mitochondrial matrix; cytoplasm; mitochondrion.